GGAAACGGGUGCGGCCUCUCCUCUAUGGUCGCGGUCGGGGGCACCCUCCGUGGCAGACGGUCUUCGGUUAUUUCCGGAAGUGAAGCCUCUACUCUCUCUGCUUCCGCAGGGGUCCUGGCGAGAGAUGAUGGCCGAGUCGGCCGUGGGGCUGACGACGUGGGAGACUGAAAAACUCUUUUCCCCCACUGCCUGCAGUCUACCACUGGAAGCUACCAGUUUCCGUAGUUACCACUCUUUCAGGGUUGAGGAAACAGAGCUCCUAGUGCUCACGGGAAAUUGGACGCAGAGUGGUCGCGUAACUUAUGCAAAGAUCAAAGGGCUAGGGAGUUGGGAAAUGGAGAUUCUAACUCCAAGAUCUUCUCCAUUAUACUGCCUCUCCAAAAAGUCUCCCAAGACCCAGAUGAGAAUGCGAAAAGAAUAGUCCUUUGCCAUUUGAGUGCUCAUGACACUGGCAUGUUGAUGUGGCACCAAACUGGCUGGAUCCAGAAGGCCUGAUUUAACGGUGCUUUGUAGCAAUUGUGCAAGUCUGAAAUGUUCUGUGUCUGUGGAUCUCAGAAUUUUCUAAGAGAUGGAGGAGCCUCAGAAAAAUGAUCUGAACAUGCUGAGCCUUGAGAAGGAUGACUCUCUCAAAAGUGCCAGCCCUCAGAUUUCCGUUAGUGAAUUUUCGUGCCACUGCUGUUAUGACAUCCUGGUUAACCCUACCACCUUGAACUGUGGGCAUAGCUUCUGCCGGCACUGCCUAGCUUUAUGGUGGGUGUCUUCGAAGAAAACAGAGUGUCCAGAAUGCAGAGAAAAAUGGGAAGGUUUCCCUAAAGUCAAUAUCCUCCUCAGGGAUGCCAUUGAAAAAUUAUUCCCUGAUGCCGUAAGAAUGAGAUUUGAAGACAUUCAGCAGAAUCAUGACAUAGUCCAGAGUCUCGCAGCCUUUCAAAAAUAUGGGAAUGAUCAGAUUCCCUUCACUCCCAACACAGGCCGAGUGAAUCAGCAGAGAGGAGGAGGAUUCUUUUCCGGAGUGCUCACAGCUUUAACUGGUGUGGCAGUGGUCCUGCUCGUGUAUCACUGGAGCAGCAGGGAAUCUGAGCACGACCUCCUGGUCCACAAGGCUGUGGCCAAAUGGACAGCGGAAGAAGUUGUUCUCUGGCUGGAGCAGCUGGGCCCCUGGGCCGCUCUCUACAGAGACAGGUUUUUAUCUGAAAGAGUAAAUGGAAGAUUGCUUUUAACUUUGACAGAGGAGGAAUUUUCAAGGGUGCCUUAUACCAUAGAAAACAGCAGCCACAGAAGAGCCAUCUUCAUGGAACUGGAGCGUGUCAAAGCCCUAGGCAUGAAGCCCCCCCAGAAUCUCUGGGAAUAUAAGGCUGUGAACCCAGGCAGGUCCCUGUUCUUGCUGUAUGCCCUCAAGAGCUCUCCCAGACUUGGUCUCCUGUACCUGUACCUGUUCGACUACACGGACACCUUCCUACCCUUCAUCCAUACCAUCUGCCCUCUGCAGGAAGAUGACUCUGGAGAGGAGAUCAUCACAAAGCUUCUGGAUCUUAGAGAGCCCACAUGGAAGCAGUGGAGAGAAUUCCUUGUCAAGUAUUCCUUUCUUCCAUACCAGCUGAUUGCUGAAUUUGCUUGGGACUGGCUGGAGGUCCAUUACUGGACAUCGCGGUUUCUCAUCGUCAAUGCCAUGUUACUCUCGGUUCUGGAAUUAUUCUCCUUUUGGAGGAUCUGGUCAAGAAGUGAAAUGAAGACCGUGCCUCAGAGGAUGUGGAGCCAUUUUUGGAAAGUCUCAACGCAGGGACUCUUUGUGGCCAUGUUCUGGCCCCUCAUUCCUCAGUUUGUUUGCAAUUGCUUGUUUUACUGGGCCCUGUACUUUAACCCAAUUAUUAACAUUGACCUUGUGGUCAAGGAAGUCCGCCGACUGGAGACCCAAGCGUUGUGACUGUUGUGCCCAGGCUCCAAGGACCCGUCCCAGCCUCCCUGAUGUCGGUGCUUUGAUGCCUGAAAGGCAAGCGGGAAGGAGGGAAGUUCCUGUUCUCUACCCGUAGUAAACAAGGUGCUGCUUUGUGCGUAGAGGCAGCAGAGUGACAUCCAGAGCACAGAAGACUCUGGCUAGCCGGCCCGGCAGCAGCACCUCCCACCCAGCGGCCUUCCUCACAGGGACUCGUGAGGCUCAGUCCACACUGGCCGGCAAGGACCCACCGAGUCCGCAGAGGAGGUGGUGGGGGCGACGUCAGAGUGCCACCUUGUCAGCUGUCCUCCUUGCCCUAACUUCGGCCACUGACACAUACUCCCGGGGUGAGUGGGAGCCCUAGAGAGAGAGCCUGAGGCAGGCUGGUCAGGGCCAGGUCUGUGUUGCAAGUCAAGUUUAGGGAAACAGGGAUAAGAUUUUGUCUUAGGCAUAGACAGCUAGUUGCAUGUGAAAAAAAUACAGAGGAGAAACCAAAAUUUGACUGACAAUUCUGUCUUAAUUGAAGACUUGCUAGAAGGUUUGAGAAUGAAACCAGAGUUUGAGACUAGAAUGGCGAUUCUUCUAAUCAUUGAAGUUUUGGAUCCCUUUCUCUGAGUGGAAGAUUCGGUGAGAUGUCAGGCAAUUAAUGGAGGAUAAUCCACCCUGGGCUACCCUAAAAUCAUUCUUGCUUUAAGAAUUUCAACGGUAAAAUAAAUUCCAGGAUAGCCCUUUCGUUUAAGGAAAUAUUUUGUAAAUGGACCUCUCGCACUGUCUACUCUUCGUUGUCUUUUGUUCUGAUGUGUAUUUACCAAGUGCUGAAAUUGUAAAUAUGGAAUGAGAUCAACUAUGGCGUUUGAUUUCCCUCCUAUGUGAAAGCAGCAGGUGCGAAAUGUGAUCUGUCUGAAGACUUGACCCCACAGCGAUAAGCUUGCAUCCAAAGUAUGGUUUUUUUUGGUGACUCCAUAAACCAUUCAUUAACCCUUUGUAUCUUUGAGUGAAGAUGUCACUCAACCUUUGCACCUGAAAGUUUGAAGAAAUUACUUGUGAUAAAAAUAAAAGAUUUUUAUACAGA
Choloepus didactylus (southern two-toed sloth) is the source of this 3002-nucleotide messenger RNA. RefSeq names its product bifunctional apoptosis regulator (gene BFAR). NCBI's taxonomy places the organism in Eukaryota, Metazoa, Chordata, Mammalia, Pilosa, Megalonychidae. Gene Ontology annotation, biological process: proteasome-mediated ubiquitin-dependent protein catabolic process. The coding region runs from base 569 to 1921 and encodes 450 amino acids. The record is from RefSeq and is a predicted model, not a curated record. Gene Ontology annotation, cellular component: nucleus. Gene Ontology annotation, molecular function: ubiquitin protein ligase activity; protein binding. The transcript has 9 exons.